AUGGCGGGGGCUGUCCAUCUCCCGUACCGCUACCUGGGCAAAAGCGGGCUGAAGGUGUCCUCGUUGUGUCUGGGAACCAUGACGUUCGGGCAGCAAGAGGGAUGCCGGCCUGGACAGAGCAACGAGGUGCUCUCCCAUCAGCUACUAGACCAGUACAUUGGAGCCGGCGGCAACUUCAUAGACACUGCAGACAUCUACCAGCAUGGGCUGAGUGAGCGAAUAAUAGGGCAGUACUUUGUCAAGAGGCCCGAGUUGAGGUCCAAAAUGAUCAUCGCUACAAAGGUAUUUGGUCCGAUGGAGCGAGACGACGUAAAUGCCCGCGGUCUCUCUCGUCACCAUAUCAUGCAGGCCGCUGAGCAGAGCCUCCAUAGACUCAAUAGUGACUACAUCGACCUCUACCAGGUCCACUGUUGGGAUGAUGGAACUCCACUGGAGGAAACGCUGCGUGCCCUCAACGAUCUGGUCGUGUGUGGUAAGGUGCGCUAUGUUGGAGUCAGCAACGUGACCGGCUGGCAGUUUCAGAAGAUAAUUGACAUGGGUCGCCAGCUGGGACUCAACCAGAUCGUCAGCAAUCAGGCCCAGUACAAUCUGCUGUGUCGUUCCACUGAGUGGGAGAUAAUGGAGGUCUGCAAGAGAGAGGGCGUGGCUUGCCUUCCCUGGAGCCCCCUGAAAGGUGGUCUACUGACAGGUAAGUUCCAGAGAGACAGGGAGAUAUCGGAGGACCCAGAGAGCUCUCGCGUGGCGUGGGUUGAAGCGGACAAAUCUCGCUCCAACCAGUCCCACCCCAGUCUCCAGCAGUGGGCCGAUAGAGAGAUGUUCUGGGGACUGACGGACACACUGGGAGACAUUGCUGUUGCUCACGAGGCCUCGGUGGCACAAGUGGCCAUCGCAUGGUUGCUGCACAAGCCGACGGUCGCGUCAGUCGUGAUAGGAGCCAGAAAUGCCGCACAGCUAAAUGACAAUCUCCAGGCUGCCAAUCUUAGACUCUCUCAAGACGAGUUGGAUCUUCUUGACAAGAAGAGUGAGAUAGAGCUGCCCUAUCCAUACGAGAUGGUAUUCAGAAUGCAGAGAGGGCGAGAGAGAGACACGUAGACUCUACAGUUAGUACCGCACAACAAUGUGCAUAAAACUACAGCUAUCUAGCAACAAAAUUAUAGCUCAGUUUUUCAGCUCCCUUUUCAGUUUCGUAUUAUUAUUCUGCAGUGAUCUCUUUUUGCAGGAAUCGAAAAAUCUGUUGCUCAAAGUGAAGUAUUUUAGAUCAUGAAAUGCACGGGAAAAUAAUCGACUGUUUAAACAAAGCAACACAAUGUGCACUUUCAAAAGUAAAAUCCUCUGACAGAAUAAAAUGAUUGCAGUGUUCCAAACUGUGACAGGUGUACGUGACGGUAUGAAACGAUAAUUGACGUGGUGGGUAUAAUCAUAGCCUGCUAGAGGGAACAAUGUAUUAUGUAUGUACAAACCCUCUGGUAUUAUAAUAAUUAUUAUAACUGAUCACAGUGAUAAAACAAACGUGGUGAUUACUGGUUCUUGCAUCAGUGGCGCAAAGUAUUGGGUCGUGCUGUGCUGAUUCACGUCAGGAGAGAUGGAAACAGUCUUUCCCUUCUCUCAGAGCAAAACCAAGCUUCUCUCUCAUCACUUCGACCGUGGAGUAGUUGGGCAACUUGAGGUAGUUGACACACGUCAUGACAGAGGGAAGGAAGUCGUCCGCGUUCUGUGGUGACUCGACCGUCUUUCGGACUAUCGUCAGUGGAGGGUUGAGUGCCUUGAAACCUCCUACUGGCAGUCUCGGGGCUCCCGGUCACAAACUGGAUGAACUGGCGCUGCUCGAGGGUGUCGUACGUGCUGAGUACCUCAAACAGGUUCUGGACAGUGGCACUGUCGUGGGAGUACCCGUGAUCUGGUCUGCAGCAAUCCAUCAGCUCUUUGACGUCCCAUUUCUGGUGGUUUGCACCGCACAGCAACAUGUCCAUCUGAAAGGGGUAGAAGGUGUGUAGACUGGAGAGAGGAAGGACAGAGGCCACUCCCUCCUUGAAGGCCUCCAC
Molecule: messenger RNA, 2042 nt
Organism: Geodia barretti
Lineage: Eukaryota; Metazoa; Porifera; Demospongiae; Tetractinellida; Geodiidae
Source: the annotation of a GenBank genome assembly